Cladocopium goreaui is the source of this 1395-nucleotide messenger RNA. NCBI's taxonomy places the organism in Eukaryota, Dinophyceae, Suessiales, Symbiodiniaceae. The record is from the annotation of a GenBank genome assembly.
AUGGGUCAAGCGAAUUGCAGCUGUGGUGGCUGCAGCAAAGAAGUUCAGGUGGUUCUACAAGGGGAUGACCCGGCCGUGCCGAGCUCUUCGAGUACCGCUGGUCCUCCGCGGAAUCCCAGUGCACCGAGUGUGGUCGGGUCGCCCACUGCUCCGAGUCUGGCGGCCGCUGGGGCAGACCUUUCGAGCUCAAGCCCGGACAGCCUCAAAGGGCGGCAAGCUGCGACACCUCUGUCCAUGGAAACCGUGGCAUCUGCAUCGUCAUCGCAAAAAGAUGGGACGCCCAGGCCUGCGCCUGGACAGCUAUCUUCCAAGGGCAAGAGCGAGCCACUGGGUAAUGCCAAGCAGACGCUGAAGUCGAUGACCGCAAACGGCCAGCCCAGCUUCAGAGAAGAAGUUGGGAAGAUUGAAGCUUUUUUGAGCAAUGGUCCUUCUCGAAACGGAGGAAGGCUUCCCAUGGAUGCUGACAUGGCGGUGAAGAUUAUGGCCUAUAAAGACCGACAGGAGCGUCGAGGAAAGAAGAAGCUAGGGAUUUCUGGCGAGGAAAAGUACCUAUCACAAGUGCCUGAGGUUGAAAGGGAUAUACCCUUUCACUUCAUGUUCGAGGUGAAUGGAGAACUCAAUGAGAUCGCGGUGAAAAAUGCCUGCGAAAGUGAGACGGCCCAAGCUCUUCGGCAGAAUCCUGACACGGAAGUCACGUCGCAGACAUCGAAGAGCGGUCAGCCACCGGAAAAGCUGCCAGCGAAGACCUAUCGUUCCGGGAGUGCGACCUUCCUGCCCUAUGUCUGCUUGUGUGAGGUUCCACGAGUGGAACAGACAAAUCCGUCGAUGACCAGAAGGCCUUCCAAUUCAAAGGUUCGGUUGGCAAAGAUUUCCUUCCGAACAUUGUUGUAUGGGAAGCUCACAAAAGCAUGCAACAGCGCUUCGGAUGCCGAGAACUGCUGCAUGGUCUUCAUAGUGGCCAUAGAUGACAAGGGCACUUCAAUCCUCCCGCGCUUGGAUGAGAUCGAGAAGAGCGUCCUCCAGAUGACGGAGUCGAUUCCUCCCACGCGGCGGCCGGUCCCUGCAAUUUUCCUUCUUCACAAGCCCAGUGCUGACCUGAAGAAGUGGAAGAAGACCUUGGAGGAGUAUGAGGUCACAAAGGGAACUACACUUCGCUAUGGUCCGAUGAGCAUCGAGGAUGGCAAUGCCAUCUAUGAGGCAUUCGCCAGCCUGGCAACUAUGAGGAUCACUGCACACGAACAGGGCUUCACCAGCAAGCAGCUCUGGAGCUCGAAUGUUCGAAAGCUAGCGUGGCCUUUGGUGAAUUUGCCUCCGUCCUCUGAGUCAGCAUUGAACCGCAGCAAAAGUGCAGCCAGUAGUGUCAGUAGUGUGAGCAGCAUUGGCAACCCCUUCUGA